AUGAAGCGAACGUACAGAAAAAGAAAACUUUCCGACGACGCCGAUGAAGAUGCGGUGGAAGGCGUUAGUAAAGUGUUGGAAGAAACAAGAGAAUUACAGAAAUUCAGAGAGAGGUCAAAAGGAGUGAGUGCCGCUGGUUUGGCUUUUGGAAAGAAAAUUGAUCGUGAACAAGAAACAGAGACCGAUCCUUUUAAAAUAACCACAGGAGGUCUUAUCGAUAUGAAAAAUAUUAGAGACAGCAAGAAAGGAGAUGAAGAAGAAGUUUCUCUCGAGGGAACGUUUGCCAGUGAAACACACCAGAGAGAUGAAGAUACCCGGAUGAUGCAAUACAUUGAUGAAGAAAUGGCAAAGAGAAAGGGCAUCAAACAAGACUCGGGAGAACCUCAGAGUGCAUUUGAGGCUCGAAAAGCGGCGCUUUACACACUUCCUGAAAAUUUGAAAGUUGAAAGCAGUAAGAGAUCUGACGAAAUGUUGUCGAAUCAGAUGCUGUCUGGCAUUCCCGAAGUUGACUUAGGAAUUGAAUCGAAGUUUAGGAAUAUCGAAGAGACAGAGAUAGCAAAGCGGAAAGUUUUUGAAGAAAGUCGAAGUAAGAAGACCGAUGGUACUACGAUGCUACCAACCAACAUGGCUGCUGACUUUGUACAUCAUAAUCGCUUUUUUCAGGACAAACCAGGCAAUAUUGGGUCUGCAAGGAAAGCUGAGCAGUCAAAAUCGGAUGCUAGUCGUCCCAAGUUGACAGUCGGUUCACUCGAUGAGAGAAAUCCUUUGGCUCCUACUGUGAAAGAUGAUGCCGUUUUGAAAAUAUCCCUAACAGCUGGACCACAGAAACCAACGCGAUCAGAGAGAGCUUCUGAUGAUUAUCAUUUUGAAAAAUUUAAACGGAAGGCAAUUAAGAAAUAUUAGAAUAAAUUUGAUAUUAAUUAGACUUAAA
This is a messenger RNA of Corticium candelabrum, 931 nucleotides long. Its product is annotated as splicing factor C9orf78 homolog. The record is from RefSeq and is a predicted model, not a curated record. Gene Ontology annotation, biological process: mRNA splicing, via spliceosome. The coding region runs from base 1 to 903 and encodes 300 amino acids. Gene Ontology annotation, cellular component: spliceosomal complex. Lineage: Eukaryota; Metazoa; Porifera; Homoscleromorpha; Homosclerophorida; Plakinidae. The transcript has 10 exons.